CCACAUCGCUUAGCUUGACGCAAGCUCAUCACAUACUACAUGUUCAUGGAAGCGGGUGUGGUCCCGUUUUCUGAAUAGAGUGUACGACACUAUUCCCGAAUCCGUUGUCGACUUUGGGACCUCGGUCCUGCCAUCCACAGCUUGCCGCGAUGCUCCUUUUCAUCGCAAGAUCAGAUGCCCGUACUUUGACCAACAUCAUCACCCCGUACACGAUCCCGUCGAUGGGCAAAGCAACACCGGGGUGCUGCAUUCUUGGACAGCCGGUUCCCGCUUCUCUGGGCCAGCCCAAAUGUCGCUGUCACCAUCGAGGCCAGGGUCGGUCACCUCCAACGCGCCCCAUCGUCCAGCAUCCACUCUCUGCCCUGAUCUUCUCCCUCCAGCCGAGGCCACUGCCACACCACCAUCCGGACGACCGCUCAGCGACCAGCAGAAUCACCCCAGGGCACCGCCUCAGACGUCAUGAGCCUCCUCUCGCCCGAUGAUAUGUCAUCGGCAGCGGUGGUCUUCCUUUCGGCCCUGUCGCUCACGCUGCUCACCAACCGCAUCUCGCAGCUCCUGGGCCAGGCAAAUGCGGUCGCCGAGGGAGUCUUGAAUCCACAGCAGGUCGAGCCGUCGACCCAAGAUUCGCCAGCCACCUCGGGUCCAGCUCUGAGCCGCAGCUCAAAGAGGAGACCCUUCCGGACCGACGACGCCUUGAAUAUUUCUGCUCUUGGGGCCCUCACCCGCUCCUCCAACAUCAACACGAGAGAGAGUGCCGUUCAGAUCCUCCUCAACCGCGCCAUAUCUGAGGAGCACCUAUCUGCCAUCGUUGCCGGAUGCAAUAGCUCCAAUCCGGCCCAUCGCCAAAAAUGCAUCUGUGCUAUCCAGCUGCUGGCCAAGCCCGAGGAAAAUCGCCAAGCGCUGAUCGACUCUUCCAUCCCAAAGCUCUUCACCAAGCUACUCAAAGAUGAACCCCGACUGAGUGCUCGUCGCGAUCUCAUCAUCACACUCUUUCGCCUCAUCAGCGGACGCGACAAACAGAAAAUCUACAUAGCCAGGCAUGGUAUCUUGGCUCCGCUGAUCAAGAUCCUGAAGGACUGCCCUUCGCACAACACCGACCUGAAGUACUGGGCACUGCUGCUGCUGCAUCAACUCUCGCUUUGUGACGACGUCCAUGCCGGCAUGAUCAAGAAGGACAUUGUCUCGCUCUUGGCGACGUUGACUCGGCUCACCUUUGGCAACACAAACAUGCAAAAGAUGUGUCUUCACUCGCUUGUUCGGUUGAUCACAAGCAUGGAAUCGCAGCGAGCCACAAAGGAGCUCAACAAACUGCUUGAUAUGCAUAUGGUUUCAAUGAUCGCGCUGUGCCUCAAGAAUGACGACAUGGAGCUGAUAUACUGGACCGUGUUUUUGAUGCACGAGUUUGUGGUUAAAGACAUUGCCCGGUCAAACUUUUGUCAGAUCAAGGGUUUGAUCAAGGUUUUGUCGAGCCUCCUCACUGAAGAUGCUCUGAUUCCACGCAUCGUGCUGCGAACGCUCAAGUGUUUGGCCUAUUCGAAUGAGUCAUUCCAGAAGGAAAUGAUUCAGGCCGGCGUUUUGAAAAAGAUUGUCCCAUGCAUUUCGUCCGACGACCAAGAGUCACAGUAUUGGGCAUUGGUCCUCAUCCACGGCCUCCUCAGCUCAGUCGAGACUCGCGAGGAAUUCGUCGCCCUCAAGGGUCUCGAUAUCCUUCUCAAGCUCUCGGAGGACUCCAACCUUCAUAUCUCACUCUACAUCACCGACAUUCUUGUUUAUCUCUGCAGCACAGCCCAAGUACAUGAACAGAUCCUCAAUUCGGAUAUCAUGAGCACAGUCCUUCGCUUUUGCGAGGGCGAGGAUGACUUGAAAUAUGCCGGUGCCGCUCUGAUGCUGAACCUGAUCGGGGUCUCGGACACGGUGGUCAUCAAGAAAAUCGAGGAAGCCGAUGGUAUUUCGGUGUUGACACGGUUUGUUCUCCACUCCGAACGGGAGAACAUCCAGACGGUCUCGGCCAAGACCCUCUGCACCAUCGCAAGAAAGGACGAAGGUCUGGCUUUUGUGAUCAUGCAAACUGUUGUUGGCCCUCUGAUCCAGAGAAUCCUCAAGCUGGGUUUUCAGUCGAUCCACUUGAUCUUCCCGAGCAGCUUCCCCAGCAGCAACCAAGGCACUGUGUCUCCCACAAACAGUGCCUCCUCCUCGGUCCCGCACGCACAGCACCAUCCCAACACAGCUGUCGAAGAUAUCUCUCCCGUGGAAGGAGGACACCCAUCCAGCAUUGGACUACUCGUUCAGGCCGAGAGAGCCUGGGAUGAUGGUGAUAGCGACGGUGGUCCGCCCAAGCAUACCGAGGAUGCGGCUCCGGCCACCCCGACGCUAAGCGAAGUGUCUGGUCAGCUGGCCGGACAUAUCGAGAGUCUGUUCCUGUUUAUGCAGUCUACGGCCUUCAGUCAUGUCUAUUCGCGAGAAGACGACGAGUGGCACUCCUUCAACGAGAUAUACGGGCAGGACAUUGACGAGCUCUGCUCGCUGCUGCUCGACUUUUUGGUUCUCCCUAUGGUUGCCGAUCUCGAAGAAUAUACCGAGCAGCUCGCCGAAAUGAACGCCGCAGCCAGUGCCAAGACCUCGACUCCCCAGAGCCCCGCGAGCGACAUUGUCAGUCCUGCCACGCCACGCCGCCCCACCGUUUCGAGAGACAAGAUCAAGAUCGUCAUCUCGCCAACGAACGCGUUCGCGGCAAACUCUCCACUGGCCGAGACCGGCAGAAGCCCGAGCUUGCUCUCGGCACAACGGGCCGCUCUGCUCAUGGAAUCGAGCACGGGCAUGGGCUCCCCGCUCCGCGAGUGCGUUUCCAGUGCCAAGCGCAGCGACUCUCCUCUCGCCGCCUCACCCUCCUCCGAGGUUGGAUUGGGCUCUCCGGCCGGGGAACCCACGCCAGCAGAUGCCAGCGAUUCGGCGACAGCCAAUCCAGCCACCGAGAACCAAAUCGAGAUCGAAGACAGCACUACGUCGCGCCGUACCUUCAGCGUCUCAACCCACCAGUCCGCCGAGACGGCAAAUCUAUCCGAAGGGAGCGAGAACCGCGAGGCUAUCAAAGAGGUCAAGGAAAUGCUCGCUACCAACGCCAUGUCGCUGAUCCGGGCUCUGUUCUUGGGCGAAACCCACGCAAAGGAAUUUUUGCUGCGCGAACGGUGGUUCAACAUCGUUGGCACUCUGCUGGACGAGAAGAAGCAAGAUCUAGUGGAGCAGUCUGUGAUGUCGCUAUCGCAGUGUGUCGAGCCUCGAUCGGAGAGCCAAGUGUCCACCCGUAACGUCCGCGGCGUCAUUUCCAACGUUAUCGAACACAUCCUCACGGACUCGGCGGCCUCGAUCCAGUACCACGGCCGCAAUUUCAUUGCCAAGAUGGGCUGUUACAACGUGCAAGAGCCCCUCCAUCUCGAGAGCUAUGUGCGAUUCAGUCUUGCCACCCGCAGCGACCGCCGACGCACCGCCAAGGAGGAGCCCAAUCUGCAGACCGAGAACGUCAUGAUCGACUAUGCGUCAGGAUCGUGCAUCCGAAACGACGCCUGGACCUUCGAGAGCGUCAAGGGCAAUCAUGGCAUUCAAACCCCGGGCAAGUGGGCAUACGAGGUCGUGCUCAAGUCCAACGGCAUCAUUCAAAUCGGAUGGGCCAACAUGAAUUGCCACUUUGAGCCCGAGUGCGGCACCGGAGUCGGAGAUUGCAGCAACUCGUACGGUUAUGAGGGUCAGCGUUGCAAAAAGUGGCACGGCGUUUCGCCAAAGAAUAAUGACUAUGGCGAGCCGUGGGAGAUCGGCGACAUUAUCACCUGCGUGUUCGACUAUGACCAAGCCGAGAUCUCAUACUACCGCAACGGGGCCAGCAUGGGCGUCGCCUUCACCGAUGUGGACAAGAGCGUCAUCUGGUAUCCCGCCCUUUCCUUGGCCUCUUAUCAAGAAUGCGAAGUGCAUUUCGGAGAUGCGUUUGAUCCGUUCACACACAACAUCGAGUCGUGCAUGCCUGUGGCGUGGGUCCUCGAUCGCCGCGGUCUUUCUGUUGGCGAUACUGCCACAGUCCACACCGGGGGCAGCUCCGUUAGUCUGCAUCCCACCCAGGUCGACGAACUCUUCACUCCGCUGGAGCUCCCUACACCGUUGACCAGCGUCACCAGCGAUCUGUCUACAAACGACACUGAUGUCUUUGUCGAUGCUGCGAGUCACCAGAGCGAUAACGACCUGGAGCUCUCGCAAAUGACGCCCCUGCCUCCCAGCCCAUCUCCGGACGCGACUGUGGCGGACCUCGAUCUGGAUAUCGUGACCCCGGUCUCUGAUAUUUCGGUCGUGACAACACCGGCGUCGGCGGCGGCACUGGGAACACCUCGGGGCGGCUUUGUCGGCUCGCCUCUCAAGAAUAACAUCGAGAUGGAGCUGUUCAGCGACCACGACGAUGUCCUCUCGCCCGAUACCGAGCUCACGUCUGAUAUCGACGAGACUUCGUCGGAACCAACAGUUGGCGAGCCUGCGCCUCCCAUCUACUUUGAAGUCAAAGUCGGUCUCAGAGGCCUGCGCACGAAGCGACACCCACAAAUCGGAAUCAUCGACAUGGACGAGUGUGUCUAUAUGGCGCUUUCGACCAGCCAUCGCACGCUGUUCUUGAUUGCCCGCCAUCCUGUUGACGACGACGAGUUCUUUGACAGCCGCCUGGGGUGCAUUCUCUCGUCGCCUUUGCUGACGCCGCCCGCCGAUGCGCUUGUGUUCCCGAAGCGGUCGCUCUGGCACCCGGUUUCGGAGCAGAUUCCACCCGAGGUGGUCGAAGAAGGCAUCGAGAUCGUCGGCAUCUUCGAAAACCGACACUUUGAAGAGGCUUCGGUGGUCGGCUGUUAUUUGACUGGCAGCAGGCUGUCGUUUACGCUGAACGGCAAGCGCUUUGGCCCCUCCAUGCACAUCUCGAGCCACUUCUUGUCCCCUUACUACCGCAAUCUGUCUCGGUGGUCGGUAAACGUUGGCCAAGCCAGCUUCAAGUGGGACUGGGCAAACCAGCCCGACUCGGGCAUCGCCAAAUAUGCCAGCAGCGACUGAGCCAUUCUCAGAGUCACAUUGCCUCCUCUCAUCCGUGGCUGUUGGUUACUGGGCACCUCCCAUAAUACAUCCAUGGACAAAACUCGACCGACA
Messenger RNA from Polychytrium aggregatum, 5163 nucleotides. RefSeq lists its product as uncharacterized. The transcript has 23 exons. The record is from RefSeq and is a predicted model, not a curated record. Gene Ontology annotation, cellular component: cytoplasm. The coding region runs from base 460 to 5070 and encodes 1536 amino acids. Lineage: Eukaryota; Fungi; Chytridiomycota; Chytridiomycetes; Polychytriales. Gene Ontology annotation, molecular function: ubiquitin-protein transferase activity; protein binding.